Drosophila obscura is the source of this 7103-nucleotide messenger RNA. RefSeq names its product patronin (gene Patronin). The transcript has 25 exons. Gene Ontology annotation, molecular function: microtubule minus-end binding; spectrin binding; calmodulin binding. The coding region runs from base 519 to 5858 and encodes 1779 amino acids. Gene Ontology annotation, cellular component: microtubule minus-end. The record is from RefSeq and is a predicted model, not a curated record. NCBI's taxonomy places the organism in Eukaryota, Metazoa, Arthropoda, Insecta, Diptera, Drosophilidae. Gene Ontology annotation, biological process: cytoplasmic microtubule organization; neuron projection development; negative regulation of microtubule depolymerization.
CUGCCAGUUAGAGAAAAUUUGUAAAGAAGCUGGUAGUUGUUCGCGAUUUUAUUAAUUUAAAGCUAAAUUAUAGUAUUAAACAUAGUUAUUUAUGCAGUGAAAGUGAGCGCGAAUCGUGUGAAAUGCAUAUGAGUGUCAUAGAGAAUAUAAAUCAGUGCGGAAUCAGGCAAAAAUGCUGAAGUGAAAAUUCCGAAAGAGAGGCGUCGUCCCACCAAAAGGAAAACACAACACAGCAGCGACGACAGCGUAAUAGGAAAGUGUGGAAAAUAACAAAAGGAAAAGCGCGUGGAGAGAGACGCAGAGUGUGUGUGAGAGAGGGAGAGAGAGAGCACAGUGAAGUGCCAAGUGCAUCGGAGACUGGGCGUCGGACAGCCAGCCGGAGUGUCAUCCGUUUUGCCCGCCGCGCAGAGAAAAUUUCGUAGACUCGGGUUGUUGCACCGUCAUCUCCCCUCAUCUGCUGUAGCAGCAGCAGCUGCAGUCGUUGCCGCAUCCAACAGCAGCAGCGUAUAACCGUCAGCAUGGAUGCCGCCGAAUCACAGGAAAUACGACAGGCUCGUCAACGUGCUUCCGUCAAGUGGCUGCUCUCGAAGGCCUUCAACAAUCGCGUGCCGGACAACCUGAAGGAGCCCUUCUAUCGCGACCAUGAGAAUCAGGAGCGCCUCAAGCCCCAGAUCAUUGUGGAGCUGGGCAACGCCACGCUCUACUGCCAGACGUUGUCCAAUCUGUACUCAGAUCCCAACUACCAAAGCUUGAAUCACUGGUCAAUAAUACAGACGCUAGCGCGCAAAGGUGUGCCGGUUGCCGAGUCCUCGGACAUGCCCAUUACCGAAACGGUAUUAAUUCAAACGAAUCCGUUGAGAAUUAACGCCCACAUGUCUGUGAUAGAAUCGCUAAUGGUUUUAUAUGCCAAGGAGAUAUCAUCGGGUGACCGCAUCAUGUCGGCCAUCAGAAGAAUAUCGGGCAGCAAUUACCAGACGCCUCAAGGCCAAACGUAUGAGCAAGCUCUGCUGGCUUGGAUUUCGCAUGCCUGCGCCGCUCUGAAGAAGCGCAUCAUCAAGGAGGUGGAGACAGGGAUGCCAGAUGAGAAUGGCUCGCGUCUGCAGACGCCGGACAUACCGCCAGUGAGGGACUUUCAGGAUCUGUGCGAUGGCAUCUGCCUGGCGCUGCUCAUCGCCUACUACUGCCCCAAGGUGGUGCCCUGGACGAGUGUGCGCAUCAACUAUCUGCCCGCUGUCGAGGACUCCAUACACAAUAUCCUGCUCGUGGGCAAUUUCUCACAGAAGCAUCUGCCAUAUGGCGUGUUCCACAUGACGCCCGAGGAUGUUACCUUCAUGAGAGGUUCGAUGAAACUGAAUCUGGUUCUGCUGCUCACGGACCUGUUCAAUCUGUUCGAGAUACAUCCGGCCAAGUGUGUCUGCUAUCCCGGCAUGGAUGGUCAGGAUGUCAUCGCCAGGCGCACCUUGGGCGCCAAUGAGCACGGAAUCUGCCACAGACGGGGCCUCACAAUGCAGCCUGUUACGCCCAUACCCGAUCUCCGCAGCGAUUUUGACCAGCCGCCCGUUGGCUCGCCCUCGAAUCGGCCGCCAUUUCAAGUUCCGCACUCGAAUUCAUUCAGCGGCGGCUUAAAUCGUAGAUCCACCCCGCCAAACGAAUACCAACAGCAACAGCAACAGACGGUUGUUCAAACAAAUUCGAAUCAUUUCGAUGGUAAUCAAGGCGAAGCCUUCGUCGUGCACAAGUCGCGUGGCAUCACCACACUCUCAUCCAUGCACUCGCAGCAGCAGCAGCAGCAGCAACAGCAGCAACACCACCACCAUCAGCAACAGAUCCACCAGCAGCAACAGUCGCAGCUACAGCUUCAGCUUCAGCAGCAACAGCAGCAGCAGGAGCCCUUGGUUCCGGCUCGCUUGCGUCAGGCUAAAGAAAAGACAAAUGUCGAGUCCAAGGCGGAUGAGAGAGGCGAUUUUGUCGCUGCGGGUCGACCAAGUAACUGGGAACAGAGCCGCCGGCCAAGCUUUGCAGGGCGUCGCUCGCGCAGGAACUCCUCCAGCGAGGACUCCCAGCUGACCAUCGAGAAUUUUGGCGGCUCCCAGGAUCAGAUAAACACACUCGGGGGGCGAUUCGAUCGCGAACGAGAUCGAGACAGGGAGAGGGAGCGGAAGUUGUCCAACACCAGCAUAGCUGAACCCGCUGUGGCUGUGCGCUCCUCCAUUGCCGAUGCCCGGGGCACGCUGCAGCUUGGCUACGACACGGAUUCGGGCUCGGAGAAGCAGGACCGCGAGACGGAGAAGUAUUCAAUGCGUCGGCAGGCGAGUAGUGUCGACAAUGUGCCCACGGUGUCGGCUCACAAUCUAUCGAAUGCGAGCAGCCCCUUGCCGCAGGCACGGAACAAGCAACAUUCCAGCGACAAAGACUACAGCAACAGCGUGGCGGACAGCUACAACGAUGCCCGCUCCAGUGCCUACGAUCCGGAGAGCACACCAGUGCGUAAAUCCUCCACCAGCAGCAUGCCAGCGAGCCCAGCAGCCUGGCAGCUGGAUGUGGGCGAUGAGGAUAUGCGCUCGCUGGAGAACGCCUCCAAGCUGUCCACCAUACGCAUGAAGCUGGAGGAGAAGCGGCGACGCAUUGAGCAGGACAAGCGGAAGAUCGAAAUGGCACUGCUCAGGCACCAGGAGAAGGAGGAUCUGGAGUCAUGUCCAGAAGUAAUGAAGUGGGAGACAAUGAGCAAUGAGUCGAAGCGAACACCGGACAUGGAUCCCGUUGACUUGGACAAGUACCAGGUGGGUGAGCAAAGCAUCGCCAUCAUGAACAUGAAUCUGCAGGAUAUCCAGCAGGAUAUCCACCGCCUGGCCACGCAGCAGAGCCAAAUGCAGGCCCAGCAUCUGCAGGCGCAGCAGCUCCUGCAGGCCCAGCAGAUAGCCAACAUGCUGAACCAGCAGCAAACCUACGGGUCGCAGCAGCACCUGGCUGACCACCACUACCAGCAGCAGCAGCGACCCAUGCAGCAAAGCUUUGGCUCAUCGCCGCAUCUUCCGCAGGCCUACAAUGCCCCAGUCAGUGCGUACAGCUCCCGUCCGCCCAGCCGCGAUCCCUACCAGCAGCAGCAGCAGCUGCCACAGCCCAUGGCCAUGCCCCAGCCGAUGCAGUUCGUCAACGAGCAUGGCCAGUACAUGUCGCCGCCGCAGCCCUCCCACUACCAGCCGCAGAGCAUCUACAGCGACAACGGAGCGCCCUACAACAACCACUCGCCGCACUACGGAGCGGCUGCCCCUCCGCAGUACAGGAGCAGUGUGGUCUUCGAUGACUAUGGCCAGCCCACGAACCAUUUCUACCUGCACGAGUCCUCGCCACAGCCGCAGGUCCAUCCCCAGCGACGCACUUGGGCGCACUCGGCAGCCGCCGCCGCCUACGAGCAGCAGCAGCAGAUACAGCCCAUGGUGGAUGUGAAUGCGUGGCAGACGCAGCAGCACCAGCAGCAGCAGCAGCAGAAGAAGCCCCAGCAGACCUGGAUGAACAGGCCUCCCUCCAGCGCGGGAGCAGCGGCCCAGGGCAGUUUUAUGCUGCACCAGAACGGUGGAGGCGGUGCUGGAGGCAGUGGCGGCGGCGGAGGCGAGCUCCAGCAUUUGUUCCAGGUGCAGGCCUCGCCGCAGCACUCGCAGCGCCAGUUGGGUGGGGGUGCCAACGGGGUGCAGAGGCAGCAGUCGCUGACCAAUCUGCGCGACAAUCGCUCGCCCAAGUCUCAGCACCAGCCGCAGACAAUGGGCAUGGCCAUGCCGAUGCCCAUGCAGCAGGAGGACAUGAUGGCACCGCAGAGCAUCUGCUUCAUUGGCGACGAGGAGGAUGUGGACGAGCUGGAGCGCAACAUCAUCGAGUCCAUGCAGUCGACGCGCAUCUCGGACUUUGUGCUUCAGCAGCAGCAGCAGCAGCAACAUCACCACCAGCAGCAGCAGCAACAGCAGCAGCGUCUGCAGGGGCACGGACACAGUGGAAGGGGCAGCAGUUCGGAGGACUACGACAGCGGGGAGAUGAUUUCCAACAAGUUGAACAUAACCAGCGGCAAUCUCACCUACCGCAUACCCUCGCCCUCGCGCCCCUCCAUCCAGGCGAACAGUUUCCAGGACCCGCGCGACAGCGAGGAUCAGCCCGCAGAGAAGGGCUUCUACAUCUCCUUCGACGACGACCAGCCCAAGCGGCCAAAGCCGCCGUUGCGCGCCAAGCGCUCGCCCAAGAAGGAGGCCCUGCCGUUGGGCAGCAGCGGCACCAGCAGUCGGGACAGGGACAGCGUGGACCACCAGACUCUGCUCAAACGGGAGUCCCUAAGUCAACUGCACAACAACAACAACAUCAACAACAAUGGCAGCGAGGAUGGCCACAAGUCAGCAGGGGCCAACAGACACAGCAUCCACGGCCUGAACCACUCAAACAGUGUCAAAUCGCCCGGCAAUGCCACCUACAACAAGUACACGGACGAGGCGCCCAUCCAACUACGCCAUCUGGGCGUAUCUGGUUCGGAUCCAUUUGGCCACGAUCCACAGCCACACCCACAGCCACACCCAAUGCAGCAGCAGCAGCCCAUGUCUCCCACGCGACUCCAGCAAACCAACAGCAGUGCCGAGGCGGCCAAGAACAAGGCGCUGGUGAUUGGAGUCGAUGCCACCAACCUAGAUCCGGAGUCUGUGGAUGAAAUGGAGCGACGAAAGGAGAAGAUCAUGCUGCUGUCUCUGCAGCGGCGACAGCAGCAGGAGGAGGCAAAGGCGCGCAAGGAGAUCGAGGCCUCGCAGAAGCGGGAAAAGGAGCGCGAGAAGGAGGAGGAGCGCGCACGCAAGAAGGAGGAUCAAAUGGCGCGACGAGCGGCCAUAUUGGAACAGCACAGACUCAAGAAAGCCAUCGAAGAGGCCGAACGAGAGGGUAAAACCCUGGAUCGGCCCGAUCUGCAUGUUAAACUGCAACCACAGUCAUCUACUGCAACGAAUCCGCGACUCCGGCAGCAGCGCACCACACGUCCCAGGCCCAAGACCAUCCACGUGGACGAUGCCAGUGUGGACAUCAGCGAGGCUUCGAGCAUCUCUAGUCGGGGCAAGAAGGGCUCCAGCUCGAAUCUAACUGGCUACGGUCAACUAAGCUCAAAUUCAAUGAAAAGAGAUUAUUACAGGGGCUCGCAAGACUCCCUCACAGUAAAAGAGUCCCCCGAUGAUUAUCCCAGUACAAGUUCAACUCCGAUUGGGCGACGGGGAUCCUAUAAAACUUCCAGAGAGCCAUCAGCCGUCGAGCGGGGCCGCACUCUGUCGCGUAUCUCCGUCGCUAAGGGGAGCACACUUAAUUUCCGGGGCCGAAAGUCCAAUUCGCUAAUGAAUCUGUGCGACACAGAUUCGGGACUGGGACGCGCCACACCGCCGAGGCGCGCACCCUCGCCUGGAAUGGGCGCUUCAGGUCCAAAACUCUACAAGCAACCAGCGGCCAAAUCGAAUCGCGGCAUUAUACUGAAUGCCGUCGAAUACUGCGUCUUUCCGGGCGCCGUCAACCGUGAGGCCAAACAGAAAGUGCUCGAGAAGAUAGCACGCUCGGAGGCGAAACACUUCCUAGUACUCUUCCGCGAUGCGGGCUGCCAGUUCCGCGCCCUCUACAGCUACAUGCCCGAGUCGGAUCAGGUGACAAAGCUGUACGGCACCGGACCUAGUCAAGUCGACGAAGUCAUGUUCGAUAAGUUCUUCAAAUACAACUCAGGGGGCAAGUGCUUCUCGCAAGUGCACACCAAGCAUCUGACCGUCACCAUUGACGCCUUCACAAUACACAACUCGCUGUGGCAGGGCAAGCGGGUGCAGUUGCCCAGCAAAAAGGACAUGGCGCUUGUGAUCUAAGUGCAACGGAGCAGAGCAGAGCGGGGCGGAGCAGAGCGGGGCGGAGCGGAGUCCGUGCCAGUGGGCGCUUGGCGCUGUUUGGCCGGAACAAAACUACUCUACGACAUUGCGCAUUAAGACAUCUAUGGAAACCUAACGAACUAUAACUCGAACCAUGUGAGGUCUUUUUAUGGCUCACGAGAGGUGGAUUUAUGGCGUGGGUUAUGGCAUAGAGGGGGGUGGGACACUCGGUUUAAACCACUAAUAGCACACGCUUGAGGAUCAAGAAAUUGGAAUUUACAGAAAAUUUUGUAGUGUGUAAACGAUGUGCGAUUGAAUACUUAUUUUCAAUGUAAAAGCAUAUACCUACAUAUAUCCGCCUAAGAAUUUAAGCAGCAGAAAUAGCAGCAAGCAAGCAGCCAAGCAGAAUCGUGUAAAAUGUAAAACGCUGAACAAAAAUGGAAUGGAAAGGAAUGGGCAGAAAGCAGACAACACCACAAGCCAAAAGAAUGUUAUGAAGCCCUUUGGAUAAUUGUAUUUUUGUUAGUUUUCGUGCCGGAUAUUCGUGCAGCACGUCUGUCAGAGGGGAAGAACAAAUGUAGAAAAUCACUUUUUAUUAAUUUGUUUUAUUAUUUUAUAUUGUUAUGAAGUUAAUCAUGUGAAAUUUUUCUUGGCCUUGGGCAGGCGGAAACUGAAUUGUGUAAAAUGAGGCCGCAGCCAAAGUCGACUCUAAUUUUAAUGCCACUAGCUAUUUAUUUUAACACUAAUUAAUAAUUACUUUUUAUGCGUAUUUAAAAAGGAAUAAUAAUACAACUAAUAUUUAAAGAUAUCUACAAUCUGUACAAUAUGAUAGACUUUUGAUUGCUACAGACGGAAAGCGAAUUUUCCCCUCAGAUUUCCCCGCAAAGUCAGCAGUCAGUCCCCGACUCUAAAGUUUCGCAUAAGUUGCCCAUGCAAUGCAUUUGAAGAGCUCUUAAGUUAGUCGAUCUGCACAUGCAUUUUCCUCUUUAAUUUUGGGGCUAGUUACCUCUGGCCUUCUCGACUGCGGCACCAGCCAGGGAAUUGACUUCGGCAACUGCCAUCGACUCUACUUACUUGAUUUUAACUCUGUGAAAUCGCAUCCGAUGAGCACCUUUUAGACCGCUCAACCGUUGGUGGCACCCGCCUACACAUUCACCAUCACCCUAGUCUUUAACCCCAACACACACUCACCCUGUUUUACAAAUGCACCGAUCCACCGAUCGAUGAUUGUCAACGCAAGCCCCC